Molecule: messenger RNA, 762 nt
Organism: Geodia barretti
Lineage: Eukaryota; Metazoa; Porifera; Demospongiae; Tetractinellida; Geodiidae
Source: the annotation of a GenBank genome assembly
AUGAUAAAAAAUAUCCUCGUUGCCAUCGGCGAUACGGAUUACGAAAAAAAUGCCUUUGAGUACGCUGGUCAAUUGGCAGUACUUUUAGGUACACAUCUAUCGUGCGUUUUCUUUCAAGACAGCAAUCAUGGCGGAAAUGCUGAUGUCGCAGCGACUGUGCUCCGUCGAACAGAAGCGGAAUGCUCCCUCUACGAUUUUCUCGAUUAUCACGUUGAGGCUGUCGCCGGUAAUCCGCGACAGAUGAUAUGUGAACAGGCGCACUCCGCUGACCUCGUUGUUGUUGGACUUCCUGAAGAUGUGAGAAAGCGUCGACUCAAACUUAUUCAGAACCAAAUUGACGAUGUUCUACAGCAUAUUACCAGACCCAUUAUCGUCGUGCACGAACAAUGCACACUUUUACGGAAAAUUCUCGCCGUACAUCAUGGCGAUACCUAUUCUGACCACGCUUUAGGACUUGUCGCAGAAAUCGCGGAAUUGACUAAAGCUGGCAUCUUUGGACUCGCACUUUCAAGUACACAACCCGAAGCAACGCAGCUUAAGCAGCAGAUGGAAGCAUACUUGAAAUACUAUGACGUUCAAACCGAUUUCCUUACGGCGCGUGGUUUUACCGUAACAAAUAUCUUGGAAAAUGCAGAGGAAAAUGAUUGCGAUCUCAUCGCUUUGAGCGCAAGCCAUCACGGUAGGUUGUACGAACUUGUUUUCCAAAGUACCACACAAACUGUUGUCAAGCUCUCGAACCGGGCAGUUUUAGUAACAAGAUAA